Messenger RNA from Neospora caninum, 1467 nucleotides. RefSeq lists its product as hypothetical. Bases 1 to 1467 code for a protein of 488 amino acids. The transcript is spliced from 3 exons. The record is from RefSeq and is a predicted model, not a curated record. NCBI's taxonomy places the organism in Eukaryota, Apicomplexa, Conoidasida, Eucoccidiorida, Sarcocystidae.
AUGUGGGGCGGAAUCUUCCGCAAGCGGCCUCCCCGAGGGGACCGCGGAGUCAAAAGCGACCUCGACAGCCAGCGUCUGGGUGUCCUUGUCUCCGGCGUCGCGACUCUGACCUCGAAGAGAAUCUACGCCCCAUUCCAUGUGAGACGCAGGCUGACAACGGCGGCAGAGUUGCUGGACAAUCAGCCAGUCGAUGUUCGACCCUUCAUGGAUGAGGGCGAAAACCUCGACGCGACGAUGGCGAAGGACCAGCCUCUCGUGCAAGCAUGGUUCAUUGACCUCGUCUUCCAGCUCCUCACAAUCCUGGCUGUCUGCAACCUCGCCUUUGCCGUCGGAAUAAUCAUCGGCUCUAUCAUGUGCCGCACCACGCUCUUUAGUGGCAGUGUCCUAGACGGGCUGGACGGCCGCGAUGGACGCGGCUUCGCCUGGGUUCGUCUCUAUCUCCCCGACUCUUCGAAAGGAUGGAGCCAACCUGACCCCAGUGUGAAGGCAGUUCUUCGCGGAGCCUUCGAUGUGACGAUUCCUGAGUACUGUCUUGGAUCCUACGUGGAGGCGCUGUCUGCCGUGAUGGCUUUGUCGUAUGUGCCGGCUGACACUAUCGGGAAAACGCCGCAGGAAGAGUGUUUCACUUCGUCGGACCCGAGUUCUCUACCGGCUCCGUAUUCGCAACCGAAUCCGGAUGGUGCGUUGGCCAGCACCCCCACGUCUGGUCCGUCAGCAGACGAGGCUGACGGCGCAAAUGCGUCUCGCGCUCUGCCGUCCACCUCCAGAGACACUUCCCACGCUCGUCCCAUCGUGGAGAAUCUUUUGAGACGCGUGGGGAACCUUUACACUACCGAAGAGGAACAUCUUUUGGCAGAACAGUUACAGCGGCACUUUGGCUUGACUUUGAUUACCCGGGCCAUUCACGGCUUGUCACUGAUCACGAGUUCGGGCUCGGCGAACGACGUUCCUCUCGAGAUCGAAGUUUUCGAUCCGGACACUGGAUCUACGAGGGAGGUGUCUCGGGUGUUUCUGCAGCACUCGAAAAGGUCCAGCUAUCCUGUGGGGAUGAUGUUCAGUGCAGCGAUGAAGCAGGCGACGCACCUCGUGCCCCCAACCAUCCUCCUCCGCAAUAUCAUCCCCUUCAUCGUCGGCCUCACGCACGGCCUCAACUCCGUCCGUCUCUCCAUCACGCUCAACGUCCCCCUCGUUGCGAAAGAUGAGAGACUCUUGCAGGCAAUGCGAGACGACUGCGCAAUGGGGCGGAUCUACUUCGCGCUGGAAAUCACCAUUCAGGCUGUUCGGGCCAUGUUCUUCAAGCACACGCAGGGCGCGAUCCCGUUGCUGCCUUUCAAGGUUCCCUGCUCUCAGGUCCUGGUCACAGACGAAGCCGAGUGGCCGCCAGAAACCCCCGAGAGCUUCGUGCAGGACGUUGCUGAACUCGCGUCAGAGUACAGCACUCUGAACCUCAUUUUUGGAGACGAAUAG